CUCGCGGCGUAAUGACAAAUUCCUGGGCCCGGCGGUAUUGACUUGGUGUAUAGGCGCUACACACAGAUUCGGGAUGGCCUUUAUGUCUCAUGCAAACACACAGGGGGGUCUUAUUGCUAUCAUACUGCUUCUUAUUGGAGCAGGGGAGAUAGAGAGUAGAGUCUGUAGAGGGAUAGACGAACCCGAGUUUCUACAUGUCUACAACGUUUGGCAAUUCCGGGGUUGUACGAAGAUUGACGGAAGUAUACGAAUUGUUCAAACGACAUUUGAUGGAGACGCAUAUUACAACCGACCCGGUCUCCAUCCCGACGCCUUGUGGGCGUUCUCAGAAGUAAGGGAAAUCACCGGCUUUCUACUCAUACAGGGAAAACACCCCCAUUUUAGCCAUCUUGAUUAUUUUCAAAAUUUGGAAAUUAUUCAAGGAAGAGAACUCUCUCCGACGUUUUCGUCAACAGUCAACAUCAUGGUUACAUCUGUUGAAUCGCUUGGCCUGUCCAGUCUUCGAAACGUGACCAACGGGAACGUGUUGAUUUAUGCUAAUCCCAAUCUCUGCUACGUGAGAUCUGCUAACUUUGAACACAUCGUCCAAAGUGCUGAUCAGAAAAUCAUCGUCAAAUCAAACGCACCUCGUGGUCAAUGUUUUUUGGCCAAGAGGACUUGUAGCCCCAGGUGUGAACGUAGACUGUGCUGGGGGAGAGGGAUCAGUAACUGUGUCGGCGACAUCGAGGAAUCCAACGCACUUAUUGACUUGAUGGAUAAUAACUUCCUGUCUGGAUAAGACGUGAAAGACUGCUUCCGGUUUUCACAGAACCAGAGAGUAUGGAAGUUCUGCGCUCUUUUUUCAGCGUUGCCUCCGUACAAUUCUGGUUGAAAUCAAACCACAUUUUGGUUUCCCCGGACAUUUGCCGUUCGGAACUCAAAUGGAUGUUGUCAGUUGAGUUGUUUUUCGAAGUUUUGCCGACGUUGUGGUGAUUAAUGUAAAACGCAAACAGCCUGCUGAAUGGCCAUUCAAAAAUUCAAUUUUACACCUUGCGUCACAUUUGCUCAACAGUGAAUUAUAUUGGUCGAAAUCUGCUAAUAUGUUAGAUACAUUCCAUUUUUUACAUGUAUCACCGAUACAACUGAUCGUAACCUUGAUGCAGUAUUAUGAUUUAAGUAUUACUUUAUAUUUCAAUUAUUUUAAUUUGUUCUGUGUGUGUUAGAUCUUAACCGAAUAAAUAGUUCUAGGGACAAGGACAAUACAUUACAAAUUAUGAAGCACUUGGCAUUAACGUUAUCGAUUGAGCUGACUCCUUGUAGACAGUUUGCGAUGCAUAAAAAGACUACUUAUUCACAAGAUAAAUUUCUUUUUGCCUUUAUCGCGAUGAAAAAUCGAUCACAAAUGUAAUUUCGUUAACUGACUUCAACGUUCACCUCUUGAACCUGUCACAAUUAAGCCGUUUAAGGUGCAAUAGUGUAUAACAUUUGGUGCAUGGUUCAAUAUUCUCCGAACCAUCAAGGUCAUAUGAAGAGAACGAGGGCUGGUGAGAUAAACAGAUAAAUAUAAAGAAAUAUGGGCAGCAUGCCUAUUUUGGUUUACCCAGAUCCUACAUUUAUCGCUUCUUACGAUUGGUUGAAUUUUUUUAAAUAAUUCAAAUAUGAUGCCAAUUGCAUGCAUCAUAACCCACUUGGUUAUUCUUUAACAGAAGUGUUUAAAGCUUUUCGACAUAUAUGAGCGUUAUGACCUUGAAAAAGAGUCAUGGUCAUCUUUAUGAAAUAAAACGAUAUAACACUGCAAGAUAGCAUACUACUGAUUAAAUCACCUUAGGUCUUUUGACAAAUAAGAAGAAGAUGUUUAAUUAUUUCCAUAUUUGACUCCAGUGACCAAGAAGGUCAUGGCCAUUUAUUUGAGGAAUGUUUAUGUCACUCAUCCACCCACCAACUGAUUAAAUAUUAGCCAGAGACUCUUGGUUAUUCUGAAGUCUUCGUCAUUUGUUUGAUAACAUUAUUAAGCACUGUAUUCAAGUAUGGUACUAGUCAAAUAUCAGUCGUCAUCAUAGGCUUCAUGGUGAUUAAAAGUAAUGUGUUCAAAGGUAUUUGGUACAAUUGAACUUAUUAACUUCAAAGAAAAUAAGGUUGAACAUGGUUUAACGUUUUUUAUGUUUUGUUUUUGUAUUGUUUAACGGCCCAUAGACAAUGUGAGUCAUUUAUGGCCAAAAAUACUGUAAAAAGAGACAUUCAUGAAAAUAAUCACAUCAAACCAAAACUUAAUAGCUUAAUAUUUGUAAAGGAUUAAAGAAAUACAUCAAUAUCGAACAAAUUGGCUGAACAAUAUCAUAUUUUAUUGUAAAGACCAACAGAGUGUAAAUAGUCAAAUAUUAAUUGCACACAGAAACAGUAUCGAAUAAUCUUUUCAUAGACGGUGCAUCAUAAAAUCUGUCACAUAUUUGUUUGAAAUCAGCCUAUUCAAACAUAUAGUGUUUGACUGUGAAUGGUUGAUCGCAUGCAAUAAGGCUGGUCUUCCUUACGCAAAAUGUAGCCAUGUGUGAUGUAGGUAUGGCCUAUGCGCAGUCGCGAGAGGACACAUUCCUCUCUGCGGUCUGCUUUACUUGUUUCACAUGCAUCAUUAAGGAUGUACACCUCUGAGAAGUCAAAAAAAUCCUAUAUAAACUUUUUUUCUUAUAUGGA
Messenger RNA from Mizuhopecten yessoensis (Yesso scallop), 2667 nucleotides. Its product is annotated as epidermal growth factor receptor-like. Bases 74 to 778 code for a protein of 234 amino acids. The record is from RefSeq and is a predicted model, not a curated record. The transcript is spliced from 6 exons. NCBI's taxonomy places the organism in Eukaryota, Metazoa, Mollusca, Bivalvia, Pectinida, Pectinidae.